Molecule: messenger RNA, 7141 nt
Organism: Neoarius graeffei (lesser salmon catfish)
Lineage: Eukaryota; Metazoa; Chordata; Actinopteri; Siluriformes; Ariidae
Product: NACHT, LRR and PYD domains-containing protein 12-like
Exons: 21
Coding region: 371-4810 (1479 amino acids)
Molecular function (GO): protein binding
Source: RefSeq, a predicted model, not a curated record
GUGAAAGUGUUUCUCUUUCAGCCUCGGCGCCAUUUUGUUGCUUUUCGGAGAAAUUAAUAAAAAUAAAGAAAAACUCCAACUCCAGGCAGAACCGGUGAGAUUAAUGAAGCCCAGCAUGGAGUGCUGAGUAAAAGAGUGAAAUUAAUUCCAGCAGAAGGCAUCCGCAUCUUCAGGAAUCAGCAGUGAGUCCAUGAGCUGUGUGUGUCCAUACACUCAUAUUCAAAAAUGGAGAGCUGUGAUCUGGACACAGAUAAUGUGACCCCACCCUCAGAAAAGUGGACUGAAAUUAAUUCCAGCAGAAGGCAUCCACAUCUUCAGGAAUCAGCAGUGAGUCCAUGAGCUGUGUGUGUCCAUACACUAAUAUUCAAAAAUGGAGAGCUGUGAUCUGGACACAGAAAAUGUGACCCCACCCUCAGAAAAGCGUGAACUCAAGAGAAAGAGAUCAGACUCACCAGAACCCAGCUGUGUCUCCAUGAAGAGUGAUGCGUCUAUGGGUCAUCCUGAGCACUUUAAAAGUGGAGACCCCUCACCUAUAGACAGUGAACUCAAGAGAAAGAGAUCAGACUCACCAGAACCCAGCUGUGUCUCCAUGAAGAGUGAUGCGUCUAUGGGUCAUCCUUUUAACUUUAAAAGUGGAACCCCCUCACCUGUACACAGUGUUUUACAGAAUGCAGGAGACAGAAUAGAAAAGAUCUUCACAGAUACAGGACACGCCCCAGAAUCUGCUGCUGGAAAUGAAGUCCAGAAAAAGUUCAGAUUAAAUCUGAUGAAGAAGUUUCAGUGUUUAAAUGGAGUGAUAAUAAAGCAGGAAAACCGAGUGCUCCUGAAUGAGAUCUACACAGAGCUGUACAUCACAGAGGGAGACAGUGGAGAUGUCAAUAAAGAACAUGAGGUGAGACAGAUCGAGGCAGUGUCCAGGAGAAAAACAACAGAGGAAACACCAAUCAAAUGCAACGACAUCUUCAAGCCCUUAUCUGAAGAAGACAAACCCAUCAGAACUGUAGUGACAAAGGGAGUGGCUGGUAUCGGAAAAACAGUCUCUGUGCAGAAGUUCAUUGUGGACUGGGCUGAAGGGAAAGCAAAUCAGGACAUCUCCCUCAUAUUUCCACUUCCUUUCAGAGAGCUGAAUCUGAUGAAGGACCAAAAACUGAGUCUGAUGGAGCUCCUUGAUAUCUGUUUUAAGGAAACAAAAGAAACAGAAAUGUCCAGUUUGGAAAAGGUUCUGUUCAUUUUUGAUGGAUUGGAUGAGUGUCGUUUCCCUCUGGAUUUCCAGAACACAGUGAGAGUGUGUGAUGUAACCGAAUCAGCAUCGGUGCAUGUGCUGCUGAUAAACCUGAUCAAAGGGAAUCUGCUUCCCUCUGCUUUCAUCUGGAUCACCUUCCGACCAGCAACAGCUGAUCAAAUCCCCUCUGAGUACGUCCAUCGAGUCACAGAGGUACGAGGGUUCAAUGACCCACAGAAGGAAGAGUACUUCAGGAAGAGGGUCAGUGAUCAGAGCCUGGCCGAGAACAUCAUCACACACCUGAAGUCAUUAAGAACUCUCUACAUCAUGUGUCACAUCCCAGUCUUCUGCUGGAUUUCAGCCGCUGUUCUAGAGAGAAUGUUGGGUGAAGCAGAGAGUGGAGAGAUCCCCAAGACUCUGACUCAAAUGUACACACACUUCCUCAUCAUUCAGACAAACAUCAUCAGAAGAAAGUAUUCAAAGAAGCAGGAGAGUGAUGAUGAAAUGCUUCUCAAACUGGGAAAACUGGCUUUUCAGCAGCUGGAGAAAGGCAACCUGAUCUUCUAUGAGGAAGACCUGAGAGAGUGUGGCAUUGAUGUGACAGAAGCAGCAGUGUACUCAGGUGUGUGUACGCAGAUCUUCAGAGAGGAGGUUGGGCUUCACCAGAGUAAAGUGUACUGCUUUGUUCAUCUGAGCGUUCAGGAGCAUCUCGCAGCUCUGUAUGUGCAUCUGACCUUCAUGAAGGAAAAGAGAAAUGUUCUUGAUCAGAGUCAGUCCUUUAAGACAAUUUCAGGUGUACACAGUAGUGCUGUAGAUCAGACCUUAAAAAGUCAGACUGGACAUCUGGAUCUGUUCCUCCGCUUUCUACUAGGUAUCUCACUGGAGUCCAAUCUGAAACUCUUGCAUGCCUUAGUUACACAGAAAGGAAGUAGCUCCUGGACAGGAAAUAGCAGAACAGUUCGGUACAUUAAGGAGAAGAUCAGUGAAGAUCUUCCUGCAGAAAAAUCCAUCAAUCUGUUCCACUGUCUGAAUGAACUGGGUGACGAUUCUCUAGUGGAGGAAAUCCAACAGUACCUGAAAUCUGGAAAACAAAGUGAACUCUCUCCUUCACAGUGGUCUGCUCUGGUGUUUGUGUUACUGACUUCAGCACAGGAGCUGGAGGAGUUUGACCUGAGUAAAUAUACCAGUACAGAGAAGAUACCAGAUUGGGUUCUUGUGAAGGUGAUGCCUGUGAUUGCAGCAUCCAGAAAAGCAAUGAUCAGUUGUGAUACAAUUAAAGGGAGAAGCGCUGAAGCUCUGGUUUCAGUGCUCAACUCCGAAACCUCCAGUCUGAGAGAACUGCAUCUGACUGUGAAGACACUGGAUCUGACUGGGAAUAAACUAGGAGACUCAGGAGUGAAGCGUCUCUAUGCUAUACUGGAGAAUCCUCACUGUAAAGUGGAGACACUGAGGAUCAGUUGUGAUACAAUUAAAGGGAGAAGCGCUGAAGCUCUGGUCUCAGCACUCAACUCAGAAACCUCCAGUCUGAGAGAACUGCAUCUGACUGUGAAGACACUGGAUCUGACUGGGAAUAAACUAGAAGACUCAGGAGUGAAGCGUCUCUGUGCUGUACUGGAGAAUCCUCACUGUAAACUAGAGACACUGAGGUUGUGUGGUUGUGGUGUCUCAGAUGAAGGCUGUGCUGCUCUGAGUUCAGCUCUGAGCUCAAACCCCUCACACCUGAGAAACCUGGAUCUGACUAAUAAUAAUCUGGGAGACUCAGGAGUGAAGCGUCUCUGUGCUGUACUGGAGAAUCCUCACUGUAAACUGGAGAUACUGGGGUUGGAUGGUUGUGGUGUCUCAGAUGAAGGCUGUGCUGCUCUGAGUUCAGCUCUGAGAUCAAACCCCUCACACCUGAGAGAACUGGAUCUGGAUAAUAAUAAUCUGGGAGACUCAGGAGUGAAGCGUCUCUGUGCUAUACUGGAGAAUCCUCACUGUAAACUGGAGAUACUGGGGUUGUGUGGUUGUGGUGUCUCAGAUGAAGGCUGUGCUGCUCUGAGUUCAGCUCUGAGAUCAAACCCCUCACACCUGAGAGAAUUGGAUCUGGAUAAUAAUAAUCUGGGAGACUCAGGAGUGAAGCGUCUCUGUGCUGUACUGGAGAAUCCUCACUGUAAACUGGAGAUACUGGGGUUGUGUGGUUGUGGUGUCUCAGAUGAAGGCUGUGCUGCUCUGAGUUCAGCUCUGAGAUCAAACCCCUCACACCUGAGAGAACUGGAUCUGUCUCAUAAUAAUCUGGGAGACUCAGGAGUGAAGCGUCUCUGUGCUGGACUGGAGAAUCCUCACUGUAAACUGGAGAUACUGGGGAUCAGUUGUGAUACAAUUAAAGGGAGAAGCGCUGAAGCUCUGGUCUCAGCACUCAACUCCGAAACCUCCAGUCUGAGAGAACUGCAUCUGACUGUGAAGACACUGGAUCUGACUGGGAAUAAACUAGAAGACUCAGGAGUGAAGCGUCUCUGUGCUGUACUGGAGAAUCCUCACUGUAAACUGGAGAUACUGUGGUUGGAUGGUUGUGGUGUCUCAGAUGAAGGCUGUGCUGCUCUGAGUUCAGCUCUGAGAUCAAACCCCUCACACCUGAGAGAACUGGAUCUGAAUAAUAAUAAUCUGGGAGACUCAGGAGUGAAGCGUCUCUGUGCUGUACUGGAGAAUCCUCACUGUAAACUGGAGAUACUGGGGUUGGAUGGUUGUGGUGUCUCAGAUGAAGGCUGUGCUGCUCUGAGUUCAGCUCUGAGAUCAAACCCCUCACACCUGAGAGAACUGGAUCUGGAUAAUAAUAAUCUGGGAGACUCAGGAGUGAAGCGUCUCUGUGCUGUACUGGAGAAUCCUCACUGUAAACUGGAGAUACUGGGGUUGGAUGGUUGUGGUGUCUCAGAUGAAGGCUGUGCUGCUCUGAGUUCAGCUCUGAGAUCAAACCCCUCACACCUGAGAGAACUGGAUCUGUCUCAGAAUAAUCUGGGAGUCUCAGGAGUGAAGCGUCUCUGUGCUGUACUGGAGAAUCCUCACUGUAAACUGGAGAUACUGUGGUUCUGGGGUUGUGGUGUCUCAGAUGAAGGCUGUGCUGCUCUGAGUUCAGCUCUGAGAUCAAACCCCUCACACCUGAGACAACUGGAUCUGAAGAAUAAUAAUCUGGGAGACUCAGGAGUGAAGCGUCUCUGUGCUGUACUGGAGAAUCCUCACUGUAAACUGGAGACACUGGGGUUGUGUGAUUGUGGUGUCUCAGAUGAAGGCUGUGCUGCUCUGAGUUCAGCUCUGAGAUCAAACCCCUCACACCUGAGAGACCUGGAUCUGACUGGGAAUAAUUUCAGAGACUCAGGAGUGAAGCGUCUCUGUGCUGUACUGGAGAAUCCUCACUGUAAACUGGAGACACUGGGGUUGUGUGGUUGUGGUGUCUCAGAUGAAGGCUGUGCUGCUCUGAGUUCAGCUCUGAGAUCAAACCCCUCACACCUGAGAGAUCUGGAUCUGAGGAGGAAUAAAAUAGGAGACUCAGGAAAGAAGCUGCUCUCUGCUCUUAAGGAUGAUGAACAUUACAAACUACAGAAACUCAGAUUUUGAUGAACAUCUGUGUGUGUGAUGAAGACUCUGAUGGUGUUCCUGCAUUUCCAUGUUGGGGAACAGACAACACAUUCAUAAACAUGUCAGUCAUUUAGUUCUAACAAAUGAAAGAGACUCGGAGACGUGGUCAGUGUGUGUUCAUGGUGCACAGUGAAUCAGACUGCACACAAUUCUACACUGAAUGUGGAACAACUUGUGAGCUGCAUGAAACUGCCUGGACCUCAGUCCUUUAAAAACCCUGAAAGAGCAGGUGAAAAAGCACAGGGACUCGAGCUGAACCCAGUCAGUGGAAGAGGGAGCUGAAAUGGACAGGAACAAACAGUGAACCAAACAGUGGUGCAGUCUAAUUUUUUUUUUUUGAGCAAGCUUCUUCAAGCUUUGAAGAUGAUUUAAGGGCUAAAGUAGGUACAGGGGAGGCACACUCAGAGCCCCGACUGUCCCCGAGCACACCAGGCAGUGUCAGUAAUACAGGGGUCGGUUAAAAAAGAAAAAAGGCACCAAAGUGAAAGUGUUGCCAGCUUGCAAGCGACCUAAGGGAGCCAUGUUUUGGGUUACAGCCCCUGGGUAUUUUUGCCCUCAAAAAUAGUAAGCGAUUAAUAGAAAACAAAUGACUUGGCUGUCAUCUGGGAUUUUGAAUGUUGUAAUAUUGUAAUAUGUUCAAGGGUGUGUCUUUCUGGUUCUAAAGGAGAGAGAUGCUAGUGAGAAAUUAUAUAUUUUUAUUAAACUGAUGAUUCAUUUUACUAGUGACAUUAAGUCAGUUAAGAUGUGCCUCAGUUUCCUGAGACAUUGAGUGUUGAUGAUUAACUUAAUAAUGAGACAGAAACUGAAGUGAACUACAUAUAUUAAAAAAAAAAGCAGAGCCAAAAUCAGUAAUAAAGAUGUCAUAACCUGUGAAUGUGUGUAGGUGAUAAUAUUACUUUGGAAAGUUAGACAUUCCCAGACUCUUCUCAACUCUGUUCAAUUGUAAAUUAAGUUUUGUGUUGAAGUAAAGGCUAAAGGGAGUCCUAAUACCUCUUUAGAAUAAUUCCCUGCUAAAAUAACCUUCAGUAAGCUCAAACUAAAGAGGUUUAUUUUAGCUUGAUGGUGCCCAGGGGCCCAAAAUCAACUCUCUCUUUUUAGAGUCUGGAGUGGAGCGUAAAUUUUAUCUGUAAUGGAGAGGCCGAGCUGGAUCUGUACAAAUAUUUGAAUUGUGCCAGUUUGGUUGGUAUAAACCUGUAUUAAGUCCACUUUGAUAAAUCAGUAAUGAAGAAAAAAUACAGACUAAGAAAAAGUGAAGAAUAUUUUUCACUUUAUUUUUCAAGGAAAAAAGUGGAGAAUGUUUUUCAGAACCCAGGGGGAACCCUGUUUUUGUGCAGUUGCUGUUGCAAGAACGGUCACUUGUCAGAUGAAUAUAGGUUCAUAUAUUAUAACUUGUAUAGUGCAAUGCCAAAUGAAAAUAACUGUGAUAAAUUAAUUCAGAUAUUCUUUUUAACAAAUCUGAAAAAUCCUUUGAACUCUGAACCUCCUUAAUAUAAAGGGGAUAUCACAUGCUUUUUUUAUUUAUUUUUUAUUUAUUUGGUUGAUAUCAAAGUGGACUUAAUACAGGUUUAUAAGUCAGUAACUACGAAAAAAUACUAAGAAAAAAUUAAUAUUUUUCAGAACCCAGGGGGAACCCUGUUUAUUUGUUUUUGUACAAUUGCUGUUGCAAGAACUGUCACUCGUCAUCAGAUGAAUAUUGGUUCAUUUAUUAUAACUUGUAUAGUGCAAUGCCAAAUGAAAAUACUUUGAUAAAUUAAUUCAUAUAUAUUUUUUCAAAAUAUCUGAAAAAUCUUUUGAACUCUGAACCUCUUUAAUAUAAUAGGGAUAUCACAUGCUUUUUAUAUAUUGUGUAUGUAUGUAUGUAUUGGUCACGAAUGCUUAAAUGUUGGUUGAUUUUGUAAACAUCAAAAAAGUAUAUAAAAGUUUUGUAUUGUCAAAUUUCUUUUUGAUUCUGUUAUGGCAGUUCUGUUUUAGUAUUGAUUACCAUCACUUCAGACUCUAUUUUGCUGUUUACAGUAAAUUGGAAAUUCCUCCCCAAAUGCCUUGAAACUGUGUCUCUGAUAACCCCGGUUUUCCAUUUUUCUCGCCUGUGGUCCACAGUGAAGGGCUUCAGCGUUUUUAAUUGUACCCUCCUGUUCUCUGCCUCGUACCCUUUUAUUCCCCUAAACUUUGAGACCACUGAGGAUCUAAAAAGUAUAUUUACUUAAAGUGUCUUAAAAGUAUAUUUUCACCAAACUGUCCCAUAAGUGACAUUUCAGUUUGUUCUGAUAAUUAAAUUAAGAGGGAAAUAAAUGAUUGCCAUGAAUCAAAACU